This is a messenger RNA of Oncorhynchus kisutch (coho salmon), 10626 nucleotides long. RefSeq lists its product as uncharacterized. Lineage: Eukaryota; Metazoa; Chordata; Actinopteri; Salmoniformes; Salmonidae. The transcript has 5 exons. The coding region runs from base 553 to 4356 and encodes 1267 amino acids. The record is from RefSeq and is a predicted model, not a curated record.
UUACGUUAUUUUAGGUAGGUAGCCUAGUAGCAAACUUAACCCUAGCUAGCUAUGUUAUGGACAACUAGCUAGCUUGCUAACGAUUGGUUAGUAGUUGCUAACCGCAUUAACCUAGUUAGCAAAACACAAUAAAAAGUUACAUCUAAAUAGCUAACUUUAGAUACAUCGCCAAAUACGAUUUAGGCGUUUGUUGUCAUUUAGCUAGCUAUCUAGCUAUGAAGUUGGCUGGCUAGCUUGGUCAGAUCAGUUGAAUGGUAAUUUGUAUAGCCCAUGUAUGUAUUGGAAAGACACGGGUAGUCGCAAAUUGGUGAAUUAUAUUUUUUUUAGCAGCGAGUCUGUUUCCCGGGUGGGUUUGAAAUAGAACUUACAGUAUUUAUCAAUAUUAAAUAAAUGACUAAUUGCUGCUGGUGACUGGUUGGACCGUAAAGUGACGUUGACUUUCCUUUUUAAAAUAAGUUGUUCUGUCAGAUAUCUAACAAUCGACUGUUUUCAGUUUAGAGAUUGUCAUCAGGGCUUUUUGAUGAGUUUGUUUUUGUAGUUUAUUGGUGCAAAAUGGAUGUUAAGAUAGAGGACGAUGAAGCAGAGAGAUCCCAAGUAACCAUUUGGUCUGAUUCAAUUAAUUCCUGUAUAGAUUACCCACAUUCUCCAGUGUCAGGAAACACCGAAACAAGUUAUCUGGAAACCAAAUCCGAUUCAACAUAUGAACAUAACUAUACAGUGAUCCAAACUACCAACAAUUUAUCAGACAGUUAUUUUAUUUCUGAGAUUGAUGUAAAGCUUGAGGAGAAUGACAUGGGAAUAUCCCCAACUGUCCCAUGGUCUUCGUGUUCCUAUGUGGGUUUACCAAAAGAGCAUUCACAUGUACCUUCCAUCAGUUCCCAAACAACAAGUCAAGGGCAGAUUUUACGUCUUUUCCCUGAAAAGACAGGCCCAAGUGAUGGGGAGAAUAAUGCUGUCAAAGUGGUUUAUUUCUGUAAUGCCCAAGAUCCCGUUAGCACAUCUGAAGGGCAUUUUCUCAAAGAGGAGUCAUGGCAUGGAUCACCGUCCAGUGAUAUUCCCAUAGCAAAUGCAUUCACCCUCUGUGGUUCAUUUGAAGCUCAAAUCAACCCAUCUUCACAGGUGUUUAGCGUAAACCAAACCCAGACCAAUAAUGAAUUGCCAUUGCCUGCUGACAAUGUUCAUCUAGCAAGAUAUAGUCCUGACACUCCUUCUGUGCUAACCUCGCCUGCUACAGAAAGCGGCUGCAAUUUAGCUGUAUCUACUAGAUCGAGGCCUAUUCUUUCCGAUUGUGAGCCGUUCAACUUUCCUUCUGAUGAAGAUGAAGACUACAAUGGCGACGAAAGACGAAGACUGCAAUGCCAAAAAACGAUAGAUGAGUAUAUACGGCAGUGUCGUGUCAGUUACUCAAGAAAAACCCCAAGACAGUUUGGAAGGUUUUUGAAAGUUCCAUACCAGAAGUGCAAAGAACUGGGUGUAGAUUUCAAUGUUGGAUCUGGAGCGAAACAGAAACUUGAUCGUCAUUUACUGACAAAUGGUGUAAUGGUUGAGGUGUCUCAAUAUGCUAGAGAGAUUAGUAGAGCUCACCAGCAUGUUAUCUAUGAUAUUCUAGAAUACAACUUUGAUCUUGGUGUUGGUAAUGUACGAUAUGAAUUUUCCUCCCGGACUUUGUUAAAACUAAAAGAAAUGAAAAAGAAUCACAGGUGGACACAACCUGGGUGGUUAGCAGAAGUGUUUGAACUUCCUGAUCCAAAGACACUCAAAGCAACCAACUCCUCUCUUAAACGGGCAAGAUCCAAUUUGCAUAGCAGCGUCUCAGAAAAUCGAACACCCUUUGACGUCUGUAUAAAGGAGGAGUCUGUUGUGGACUUGAUAUCUCCUCCGCAUGUGAAGACUGAAAGCCUCUUUACUGAGACAGUUUUAACACGGUGUGCGGAUGAGACUGCACUCCUUGGCCCUGAAAAGGGACCUAAUGAAAAAUGCACAAAGGAUGAGGCUGAUCUGGAUGUGAUCUAUCCUCAACAUGUCCAGACAGAAACCAUCUUCACUCAGACAGACAUAACAAUGAAGCAAUCCUUAAUGAUGCCCACACUAGAAGAAGCAUUGGAGUACCUCUACCCUCUCUGUAAGGAAAAAGGACUUGACCUGGAUGUGAAGUCUAAAUGUGUGAAAAUGGAUAAACUUGACUUGCAUCUAUUGACCAGAGAUGUCAUGUUCGAAUUGGCUGAUUUUGCCUCAGAUGUGUGUGGAACUUACAGGCAGGUUGUCUGUGAUGUUCUAGAACAAAAUUUUGAUCUGGAUUUACAAAGUGGGAAAACUGAGCUCGCUGAAGAUAUUAUGCUUCAGCUACACGCUUUGUUGAAAAUGACAGAUAGACAAAAGCGAGUGAGAUGUGGAUAUGACAAGGAUACUUUCAUGAAAAAACGACCCAAACAUAAGAAUCCCGCAGGGAUUUUCCGUAGACUGAAUUUCACUACAGCAACACUUGUGCCAAAAUACCGAAGGCUGAAAGAAGUAACAAAAAGGAGGAGGUUGGCUUUAAUGAAGAAAAAAAAAGAAAUGGACACGUUAAUAGCCAGGGCGUCGAAGGGAGGCAAUUUGCUGGAAGUCAAGCUAGAGAGCAUCUCUGAUAAGAUUGACCUUGCACUUUGUGCUGAUGAAACAAAGCAAAAUGUUACCAACUUAGAACAUUCAAAUGUGACGUUUAACACUAAAGAACUGGUGAAAGACUGCUACCCACUCUGUCAUGAAAUAGGUCUGCGCCUUGAUGUUGCAUCCAAACCUGAAUUCACUCACUGUGGUUCAUUUGAAGCUCAAAUCAACCCAACUUCACAGGUGUUUAGCGUAAACCAAACCCAGACUAAUAAUGAAUUGCCUUUGCCUGCUGACAAUGUUCAUCUAGCAAGAUAUAGUACUGACACUCCUUCUGUGCUAACCUCACCUGCUACAGAAAGCGGAUGUAAUUUAGCUGUAUCUACUAGACCGAGGCCUAUUCUUUCUGAUUAUUGUGAGCCAUUCAACUUUCCUUCUGAUGAAGACGAAGACUACAAUGGCGAUGAAAGACGAAGACUGCAAUGCCAAAAAACGAUAGAGGAUGAGUAUAUAAGGCAGUGUCGUGACCAUUACUCAAGAAAAACCCCAAGACAGUUUGGAAGGUUUUGGAAAGCUCCAUACCCGAAGUGCAAAGAACUGGGUGUAGAUUUCAAUGUUGGAUCUGGAGCGAAACAGAAACUUGAUCGUCAUUUACUGACAAAUGGUGUAAUGGUUGAGGUGUCUCAAUAUGCUAAAGAGAUUAAUAGAGCUCACCAGCAUGUUAUCUCUGAUAUUCUAGAAUACAACUUUGAUCUUGGUAUUGGUGAUGAAGUACGAUAUGAUUUUUCCGCCCGGACUUUGUUAAAACUAAAAGACAUGAAAAAAAAUCACAGGAGGACACAACCUGAGUGGUUAGCAGAAGUGUUUGAACUUCCUGAUCCAAAGACAAUCAAAGCAAGAGACUCCUCUCUUAAAUGGGCAAGGUCCAAUUUGAUUAGCAGCGUCUCAGAAAAUCGAACACCCUUUGACGUCUGUAUAAAGGAGGAGUCUGUUGUGGACUUGAUAUCUCCUCCGCAUGUGAAGACUGAAAGCCUCUUUACUGAGACAGUUUUAACACGGUGUGCGGAUGAGACUGCACUCCUUGGCCCUGAAAAGGGACCUAAUGAAAAAUGCACAAAGGAUGAGGCUGAUCUGGAUGUGAUCUAUCCUCAACAUGUCCAGACAGAAACCAUCUUCACUCAGACAGACAUAACAAUGAAGCAAUCCUUAAUGAUGCCCACACUAGAAGAAGCAUUGGAGUACCUCUACCCUCUCUGUAAAGAAAAAGGACUUGACCUGGAUGUGAAAUCUAAAUGUGUGAAAAAGGAUCAACUUGACUUGCAUCUAUUGACCAGAGAUAUCAUGUUAGAAUUGGCUGAUUUUACAUCAGAUGUGUGUGGAACUUACAGGCAGGUUGUCUGUGAUGUUCUGGAACAAAAUUUUGAUCUGGAUUUACAAAGUGGGAAAACUGAGCUGGCUCAUGAGAUUAUGGAUGUGUUAGGAUCAGUUUUGAGGAGAAGGACACAGUUACAAGGUCAAAGGAGAUGUGAAUUUUACAAGGAUACUUUCAUGAAAAAACGUCGCAAACAAAGGAAUUCUGCAGAGAUUUCCAAUAACCAGAAGGCCACUACAGCAACACUUGAGCCGAAAUACCAAAGGCUGAAAGAAGUAACAAAAAGGAGGAGGUUGGCUUUAAUGAAGAAAAAAAAAGAAAUGGACACGUUAAUAGCCAGGGCGUCGAAGGGAGGAAAUUUGCUGGAAGUCAAGCUAGAGAGCAUCUCUGAUUAAGAUUGACCUUGCACUUUGCUGAUGAAACAAAGCAAAAUGUUACCAACUUAAACCAAUCAUAUGUGACGUUUAACACACAUGGGUGUAAGAGUGCUACCCGAUCUCUCAUGAAGUAGGUCUGGACAUUGAUGUUGCAUCCAAACCUGCACAAACGAAACUGGAAUUGAAUUUACUGACUAACAGUGUUGUUAUCGAGGUUCAUACAUACUUGCGUAAGAAUCGUUGAGGUAAGAUUGGAUUGGAAAAGAUGGGUGGGUAUUUUGUUUGCUCUCUGAUAUUCUAGAAUACAAUUUUGAUCAUAGUUUGCAAAAUCAGAGACGUUAUCAAUUUCUAUUAUGGAUUUCGAGUAAAGUGACGGUUCGGAAACACAAACCUGAGCUCUUGGGAAAGGGUGAAAUGUCGAAAGAAGUGUUCAUAAUACCAAGUGUGAUUUCAAAGCCGUGCAACAAAAAACAAACCCAGUGCUUUCAGAUCAUUUUCCUAAAAGAAUGUCAAAGAAAUCUCAGGGGAGAAAAGAAAUGGAACAAGAUGCAAGACUGGUAUAUCCUAAUCAUGGCCAACACUAUCGCCACGAAGAGCAUUUAAUCAAAGAUUGUUCAUGGAAUGGCUCAACGCCCAUUGAUAUUUUGACAGGAAAUGUAUUCAGCCUCCCAGAAUUGUCACUACGCAUUGCAGAAAAGGGUUAUUUUGAAAGUCAAGUCAACCCAACUUCAGAUAUUUAGCCAAACACCAACUGAACGACAACAGCAGGCCAACAAUCUCCCAAAAUAUGGUACUGCCGUACCUUUUGUGCUAUCCUCAUCUGCUACAGCAAUCGGCUGUAAUGUAGAACUACCUACUAGUCCUCCUCUUCCAGCCAAUUGUAAAUCAUUUGAACUUUCCCUCUGAAGUCUACAAUGUCAAAAAUUCAGAGGAUGAGUAUGAACUCAGCAGAAAAAGAAACGUCCUCUCACUGUCGACUGCAUUUAUUUUCAGCAUGUGUAAAUAUUUGUAUGAACAUAACAAGAUUCAACAACUGAGACAUAAACUGAACAAGUUCCACAGACAUCUGACUAACCCGUAAUGGAAGAAUGUGUCCCUGAACAAGGGGGUCAAAAGUAAGUCAGUAUCUGGUGUGGCCACCAGCUGCAUUAAGUACUGCAGUAAAUCUCCUCACCAGAUUUGCCAGUUCUUGCUGUAAGAUACCCCACUCUUCCACCAAGGCACCUGCAAGUUUACAGACAUUUCUGAGGGGAUUGGCCCUAGCCCUCAUCCUCUGAUCCUUCAGGUCCCUGACGUGCUCAAUGGGAUUGAGAUCCGGGCUCUUUGCUGGCCAUGGCAAAACACUGACAUUCAUGUGUUGCAGGAAAUCACGCACAGAACGAGCAGUAUGGCUGGUGGCAUUGUCAUGCAGGAGGGUCAUGUCAGGAUGAGCCCGCAGGAAGGGUACCACAUGAGGGAGGAGGAUGUCUUCCAUUUAACGCACAACUUUGAGAUUGCCUGCAAUGACAACAAACUCAGUCCGAUGAUGCUGUGACACACCGCCCCAGACCAUGACGGACCCUCCACCUCCAAAUCGAUCCCGCACUAGGGUACAGGCCUCAGUGUAAUGCUCAUUCCUUCGACGAUAAAUGCGAAUCUGGGGUUUGUGCCCAACAUUGUUGCACAAACCCCAAACCCAACAACUGGGUUUGUGCCCAACAUUGUUGCUGGUGAUGUCUGUUGAGGACCUGCCUUACAACAGGCCUACAAGCCCUCAGUCCAGUCUCUCUGUCUAUUGCGGAUAGUUUGAGCUCUGAUGAAGGGAUUGUGCGUUCCUGGUGUAACUCGGGCAGUUGUUGUUGCCAUCCUGUACUUGUCCCGCAGGUGUAAUGUUCAGAUGUACCGAUCCUGUGCAGGUGUUGUUACACGUGGUCUGCCACUGUGAGGACGAUCAGCUGUCCGUCCUGUCUCCCUGUAGCGCUGUCUUAGGCGUCUCACAGUACGGACAUUACCAUUUAUUGCCCUGGCCACAUCUCCAGUCCUCAUGCCUCCUUGCAGCAUGCCUAAGGCACGUCCACGCAGAUGAGCAGGGACCAUGGGCAUUUUCUUUUGGUGAUUUUCAGAGUCAGUAGAACGGUGUCUUUAGUGUCCUAAGUUUUUAUAACUGUGACCUUAAUUGCCUACAGUCUUUACGUUGUUAGUGUCUUAAUUACCGUUCCACAGCUGCAUGUUCGUUAAUUGUUUAUGGUUCAUUGUGCAAGCAUGGGAAACUGUGUUUAAACCCUUUACAAUGAAGAUCUGUGAAGUUAUUUGGAUUUUUACGAUUUAUCUUUGAAAGACAGGGUCCUGAAAAGGGGACAUUUUCUUUUUUUUCAGAGUUUAUUUGUCAGUGUCGUCAGUUGCUCAACCUUUCCCAAAAUGGGCUGGAAGAUAUUUGAAAGUGCCAAGAAAUAGGCUUAGAAUUAAUUGAAUGUCGGAACUGGAGCAAAAUAUAAUCUUGAUUUGCAUUUUUACUGACUAAUGCUGUAAUGGUUGAGGUUUCGGAUUUAAGUAAGUGGAUUAGUAGAGCUUGCCAACAUGUCUGAGAUAUUGUAGAGUACAACUUUGAUCUUCUUUUGCAAAAAUGCGUAACGAUAUUACUUUAAAAAUGGACAGAAGCAAGAUUCAUUAGAAGAGAAGAACCUGGGUGGUUAACAUAAUUGUUUGAACUUCCUGAUCCAAAGACAAUGAAAGCAGGACAAUACUCUCUUACAUGGGCAAAAAGCUAUUUGCAUACAGUGCCUUCGGAAAGUUUUCAGACCCCUUGACUUUUUCCACAUUUUGUUAAGUUACAGCCUUUUUGUCAAAUUGAUUAAAUUAAACAAUGUCCUUAGCAAUCGGCGUUCAAAAGUGCUACCCACGCUGCAAGGAAAUGGGCCUGGACCUCGACGUUGCAUCCAAAACUGCAAAAAAACGAAACGCAAAUUUCAGUUACAGGUAAUGGUGUAAAUAUUUAAUAAUAGAAUGGAAAAAGGCUAAAGGAUAUGCGUCUUUUCUCUAUGAUAGUCCAGAAUACAUUUUUAAUCUUAAAGUAGAACUGAUAGCGUUUUAGCAAUAUGCAAUCUUAGAUCUGUUCAUAUACAUCCCAGGAAGAUUAUAUAUAUUUUUAAACGUUUUCUGACACGUGAUCACUUGUAGAUAUGGUCAUUUUUAUAAAUUCAUUGAAUGUUUGAGAAUGAAGUAUAGUAAGGCAUUUGUGAAAAUUCUAUAAGAAUAUUGUCAGAGGACAGACCCAGUUUUUGAAAUUAUUUUUAUUGACUGUUCAACUCAAUCUGAUCUUGGACAGUUUUUUUUUUAGUUUACCAGUGAUUUUGUGUAGCCUACCACUUCGCGGCUGAGCCGUUGUUGCUCCUAGACGUUUCCACUUCAAAAUACCACUUACAGUUGACCGGAGCAGAAAUUUGACAAACUGACUUAUUGGAAAGGUGUCAUCCUAUGACGGUGCCAUGUUGACAGUCACUGAGCUCUACAGUAAAGCCAUUCUACUGCCAAUGAUUGUCUAUGGAGAUUUUAUACACCUGUUAGCAACGGGUGUGACUGAAAUAGCCGAACCCACUUAUUUGAAGGUGUCCAAAUACUUUUGUGUUAACGGUUAAGUCUUUGAAUAGUGGAUUUUGCAGAUUCCCUUGGCCUCCUGUUGGUUCAAUUUGUUCUUGCUGUGGUUUAUUUCUAGCCUUUUUUCUUUCAACGACAUGUUCAUUGACGAGCCUAACUUUUCUACCGUUGAAAGCCUCUGUAGAUUAACCUUCUGAUCUUUCUUUUUUGAUGUAAAUAAGGCGAACAAUGAUAUUUUUGAUAAUUUAAGAGUUGGCCUAGGCAUUGGUAAAAAACCUAUGGAUCAUGUUUUUCUUUUUGUAAGUUUGUUUUUCAGCCAUUUUUGGAGUGACUUAUCUGUGGGCUAGUUCUUUUUUUCUUUUUUUUGAGGAGGAGAGAUUAAGAAAACACAGCUUCAACACUUGCUUUGCAGUUACCCAUACUUUUCUCUUAUACGGUCAACUAUGAAGUGAAAGUAUUUUUAAGGACACUUUCAUUGACAUUCUUAGGUGUACCUCUGACACCUGUUGCAUCACAAGGUAUGCAAGUAAAUGUGUGACAGAUGCGCAUUGCAGCUUUUUCUACUGCUUGCCAUUCAAACUUUAAAACAUGCAAACCGGUCUGGAAUGGUGUGCUUGUAUACAGUGUUUUGAUACCAGUUAUUCUAGAGCCCGACGGAUAUGGGAUUUUUGUAUCCAAUUUUAGAGGGGAAAUAUUCACAGAUAAUUGAUAUUGGGCCUAUAUUUUUAUGAUUUUAGCUGGAAUGAAACAUUUAAAUGUUUUCUGUAUGGAUUGUGAUUAAAAAGAUACUCAAAGAACAUUUAAUGUAAGCACCACAGAAAAAUUAGGAGCACCAGAAAGAUGCAGGAAAGAAAGUAAAUACAAAAUGUACUCUAGUGAAAGGAAGAUAUACCGCCCUGAUUCCAGGAAACAACAUGAGCCUCUGAAGACUGAGCGGCCCCAUGCCAGAAUGAGGCUAGUAUUCCAUUUGUAGGGCUGUAGCCACUGGUAGUUGUCACUUGCAAGAUACAAAAUUUUACGCUGGCACUGUGCUGCCUCUCGCCCCUAAGUGUUGCUUCAGUGAAUGGUCCUUGCUAUCCGGGAUCCGUGAGACAUCGCUACCGCAUAGUUUUGAAACACCAUGUAAACACUGAGAAUGUAAAGCAACUUUUUUUUUUGUCUACCUGGCGUUUUUGUUACCUUUUUUUAGACAAAUUAGUGAAUGGUCUUUGUUUAUUUUUUUAUAUAUUUUUUUCAUUUUGACUCCUAUCCAAGUGCUUACAGUUUCGUGGAUGUUUUUGUGAUAUUCAUUUUUCUGAGCAGAUGUUCGUUUCAGCCAUUUUUGGAGGUUGAUUUAUUUAGUUUAUUUUUGCUUUUUUAUCCUGGGAGGAUUAACACAUUUUUUGAAGAAGUCUUCAUACUUCUUCCAUUUGUGGACUGCCUCAAAGGAGUUUCUUUCUGGCAUACUUUGGAGUGUCUUUGGAACAAAGGGUGCUGAGUCUCUGUGUCAACCGGCUGAGCAUGCGCCCCAAAAGCAGGAUGGUCUUUCUGUCCUCUGCCAAGUUUGAUGGAACUCUACAGAAACUACCAUGGUGGUUUCCAGCUUCAGCCAGACUGGGACAGACUGGGAAGGGGAAACAAGUGAACAGAUAUUCGCCAGGGCAAUCGCAGAAUGGUCACCAUGGAAACAUACCACCUGUACCAGUUCAGGACAUGAGAUCGCCACGUUGACCAUCUUUAAGACGAAACAGUCUCUGGGUAUCAGUAUCUCAGGUGGGAUGGAGAAUGAGAUGAUGUUUCCAGAAGGAGCUGCCUCUACCAGUAACGUUCUGAUGCUUCUUUAGGAGCUCACUGUAAUAUUCCGGCAGCUCAUGCUUUAAUCCAAGCUGAGCCAUAUAAUACAAGGCGUGGUAUGAGCUGGUUUCAGUGGACGGUGAGUCUCUGCAGCGUGUGACCCAUCAGCAUGCAGUGUUCAGUAACAAGGCCAAAGACCCCGUUGUGUUUGUCAAGAUCCUCAAGGGACCAGCUGACGUGCAUCAGAGGAGUCCACUGUCAGGCUUACACAAGUACUACACACAGUAUUUUUAUUGAACCUUUAUUGAACUUAAAACUAGUCAUUUUAAGGACAAAUUCUUAUAUACAAUGACUGCCUACACCGGCCAAACCCGGACGACGCUGGGCCAAUUGUGCACCGCCCUAUGGGGACUCGCAAUCACAACCAUAUGUGAUCCAUUCUGGAUUCGAACCAGAGACUGUAGUGACGCCUCUUGCACUGAGAUGUAGUGCCUUAGACUGCUGCACCACUCGAGAGCUCAGUACUGCUGGCCUGUCUACAAGAAUGCUCUGAGGUGCAGUUCACCCAUCCACUGGAAAUGGAAAUGAUUUGAAAUGGUGGUGUUCAAACCAGAACGCAUGUUGACUUAAAGAGGAGGAGGAUUCCCCUGACGCAGAUGGUUCGCUCCAGCUAGGCUGCAAUGGAAGGGAAUGGUCUAUUCCCAGAGGAGAGGAGCAUGGGUACCUCGGGACCAAUAAGCAUGGGUACCUCGGGACCAAUAAGCAUGGGUACCUUACCUGGGACCAAUAAGCUUGCUUCUCCUCUAGGGCAAAAAGGUUCAUGGUUGUUUGCAUAGCAAACAGGAAAUACUGCAAAAUUAAAAUGUUUUUUUUUACACAUGUGGGACUACUGUGCUUGCUUUGUGUAUAACAAUAAUGUGAUAAAUAGUAUUUAUCAAAGAU